AUGGGAAGCACACGUAUUUGUGUUCAAUUGUGCGUCUUUAUGGCGUUCGUCGCCGCCGUUGUCGUAACUGACCCAGACGUAUCUAGAUGCCCGGGUCCAUGGAAAUAUUACGAGGAUCUCGGAUGCACGCCAAUAUACAACAAGAAGGACUAUUGCCCGAAAAGUUUCAACUGUAAUCAUAUUAAAGAAAGAUCUAGGGACAAGUGUUAUAUUAACGGUCAUAUAUAUAAUGCCAAACAACUCCUUAAUCCUGAAGAUUCAAACGUUUGCGAUACCUUAUGUGUUUGCAGAGCCCCAUUAGUCAAGAAUCUAAUUGCUGCGUUUCACUGUGUGGACAAUUUCAAAUGUACCGACAUCACCGAGAUAAAGGUAAAAGAUGGUUGCUAUUUACGGAAAGACCCAACAACAUGUUGCAAAAAUCCGACAGAAAUUUGUCCUGCAAAACUGGAAGAUAUACCUAUUUGUGAUAUAAACGGUCAAACGUAUCUUGAUGGUGAAUCUUUCAUAGUGGAUGAAGAACCCGAUUUGAUUUGCAUCUGCCAACCAGGGUACGAAGGUAUAAAUGUUCCACCUUUUUGUAUCAAGCCUAAUCAUUCCCCAUGUCGUCACCCUGCAUUCAGUCACGAUGAUUAUUUUCGUCGAAAUUGUGCUCCAGUUUACGAUGAUUACGCAGAAAAGAACCCGUGUUAUCUGACGAUAUUAUGUCACGUUCCUGGUGAUGUUGUCAUUCCUAGCCGAUUACCUUUUAUAAUGGAUAACGAUUGGAGUAAUAUGUGCAUAUUUGGUAAUUUGCUACUGCACAUUGGAGACAGACUAGAGCCAUCUCAAGAUUAUACCACCUUUUGUAUUAAUUGCAUUUGCGAAGUACCACCUGUACUAACUUGUGUAUAUAUAUCGGGAAGUAAUUGUAGUAGUGACACUUCUUAUUCCUAA
Molecule: messenger RNA, 933 nt
Organism: Trachymyrmex cornetzi
Lineage: Eukaryota; Metazoa; Arthropoda; Insecta; Hymenoptera; Formicidae
Exons: 7
Coding region: 1-933 (310 amino acids)
Source: RefSeq, a predicted model, not a curated record